Ananas comosus (pineapple) is the source of this 1853-nucleotide messenger RNA. Its product is annotated as elongation factor Tu, mitochondrial. Bases 166 to 1557 code for a protein of 463 amino acids. The record is from RefSeq and is a predicted model, not a curated record. Gene Ontology annotation, biological process: mitochondrial translational elongation. Gene Ontology annotation, molecular function: translation elongation factor activity; GTPase activity; GTP binding. The transcript is spliced from 12 exons. Gene Ontology annotation, cellular component: mitochondrion. Lineage: Eukaryota; Viridiplantae; Streptophyta; Magnoliopsida; Poales; Bromeliaceae.
CAGCUUCUCAGUAGCCUCUUCUUCUGUUUCCUGCGCCUCCGCCAAAAACCCCCGUAAAAACCCUCGCGUCGAACCCCCUCCAUUUCUAGCGAGCGUAUCGAAGCCCCUCGAAACCCCUCGAAACCCUAACCUCUCGCCCACACCCUCUCCUUCGUCCUCCUCGCUAUGGCCGCUUCCGUCGCCCUCAGAAACCCCAAUUCGAGGCGCCUCCUCCCCUUUUCUUCCUCUUCCUCCUCUUCGUCUCUCCUCUCUUACGCUGCUUGUCGCGGGGCGAUCUCGAGCGCGUCUUCGCUUCAGGAGCCGCAGGGAUUGGUGGGCUCGAAUGGAGGGAGGGGAUUCGAGUUGGGGUUCUGGUGGAGGAGAUCGAUGGCCACCUUCACUCGCACGAAGCCUCAUGUAAAUGUUGGUACCAUCGGCCAUGUUGAUCAUGGAAAAACUACCCUGACGGCAGCAAUUACAAAGGUUCUAGCUGAAGAGGGAAAGGCCAAGGCUGUUGCUUUUGAUGAGAUCGACAAGGCCCCAGAGGAGAAAGCUAGAGGAAUUACGAUUGCAACAGCCCACGUGGAGUAUGAGACUGCUAAGCGACAUUAUGCUCAUGUAGACUGCCCUGGACAUGCUGAUUAUGUGAAAAACAUGAUUACGGGAGCUGCACAAAUGGAUGGUGGUAUCCUCGUAGUAUCCGCACCUGAUGGACCGAUGCCACAAACAAAGGAACACAUCCUGCUUGCUCGCCAGGUUGGCGUGCCAUCACUUGUGUGUUUUCUAAAUAAGGUUGAUGCUGUUGAUGACCCUGAAUUGUUAGAACUUGUAGAGAUGGAGCUACGUGAGCUACUAACUUUUUACAAGUUUCCUGGUGAUGAAAUUCCAAUCAUUCGUGGUUCAGCAUUGUCUGCUCUACAAGGAACUAAUGAAGAGAUUGGAAAAAAGGCUAUAUUGAAAUUGAUGGAUGCUGUCGACGAAUACAUUCCAGAUCCAGUAAGGCAGCUUGAUAAACCUUUCCUCAUGCCAAUUGAAGAUGUUUUCUCAAUUCAGGGACGUGGAACUGUUGUAACCGGUCGUGUUGAACAAGGAAUGAUCAAAACUGGAGAGGAUGUCGAAGUUUUGGGGUUGAUGCAAGGUGGCCCUAUAAAGACAACAGUGACUGGUGUUGAGAUGUUCAAAAAGAUCUUGGAUCAUGGACAGGCUGGUGAUAAUGUGGGGCUUCUUCUUCGUGGUCUAAAGCGUGGAGAUGUCCAACGCGGACAGGUGGUAUGCAAACCUGGUAGUGUGAAGACAUACAAGAGAUUUGAAGCUGAGAUUUAUGUGCUUACGAAGGAUGAAGGUGGUCGCCACACUGCCUUCUUCUCUAAUUACAGCCCCCAGUUCUACAUGAGGACAGCGGAUGUUACUGGGAAGGUUGAAUUGCCUGAAAAUGUGAAGAUGGUGAUGCCUGGCGACAAUGUGACUGCAGUUUUUGAAUUAAUAUCAGCUGUUCCGCUUGAAGCAGGACAAAGAUUUGCAUUGAGGGAAGGAGGGAGGACAGUUGGGGCCGGCGUCGUCUCCAAAGUGAUCAGUUGAUGCUUCUCUCUCAACUUCUUUACUCCGACAAGUUUUCUGAUGAUUUCCUUUGUGAGAUUGAUGUUUUAUGAAGGACUUAUUUGCAAUUCCCUGGUGGAAUCAAGCAGAAUGUAGAGAGCUUAUGCACAUUUUUUCCACAAUGAUUAUGACGUGCUGAAAAGUGGAAGAACACAAUUUUGUUGACGCGUUCAUCGGCAAAUCCUUUUAUUAGCCACAAAUAGUUUAACAGAAUGUUACUUAUGCUGACACUUUUCCUUGAUUUGUGAUGAAUAAUAUAGAGCUCUUGUUCUCGGAUA